GGGAGCUGCGACACUGUCUGCAUCGAUUGUGGCGCACACAUGUGGAUCUUGGAGCGCUGUGCGACAUCCUCAAAAGCACACCCCAAGUUCUCCCUUUGCUGUGAAAGAGGCACAGUCCUCUUACCACCACUCCCGACGACUCCCGCAACAUUAUGUGAUCUCCUGACAUCCAAUUCACCACACGCAAAGAAGUUUCGGGAAGCCAUACGCUCAUACAACUCAUCCUUGGCUUGGACCUCUCUUGGUGCGGACAUUGACUUGAGCGUCACCGGCACCCAAGGAGUGUACUCCUUCCGCGUUCAUGGUCAGAUAUGUCACCACAUCGGAAGCCUUCUCCCAUCCGAACAACAGAUUGCAACAGGGAAGCGACCACGCUUUGCACAGAUGUACAUCUACGACACAGAACAUGAAGCUGAAAACCGUGCCAGCCACUUUGAUGGAAAGAAACCAGACAUCAACAUCAUCGGUGAACUACAACACAUGCUUUAUGAGGUGAACCCAUACGCACAUGUCUACCGAUCCGUCCGCAACAUCCUUGCGGAAAAUCCUGCCAUCGAUAUCUCCAUGAGGAUAGUUCUGGAGCGCACAACAGACAGCCGAAGAUACAAUUGCCCAACUGCAGACGAGGUUGCCGCCAUCAUGGUUGGAGAUGGUGCAGAGGCAGUGUCCAAAAGACAAGUCAUUGUUCAGAAGCAGGGAGGAGGUCUACAAGAGAUUUCCGAGCGCCACCCUGCCUACAUGCCCCUGCAAUAUCCGUUGCUCUUUCCACACGGAGAAGACGGAUGGCACCACUUGAUUCCUCUCCGA
Molecule: messenger RNA, 807 nt
Organism: Fimicolochytrium jonesii
Lineage: Eukaryota; Fungi; Chytridiomycota; Chytridiomycetes; Spizellomycetales; Powellomycetaceae
Exons: 1
Source: RefSeq, a predicted model, not a curated record